Molecule: messenger RNA, 1709 nt
Organism: Helianthus annuus (common sunflower)
Lineage: Eukaryota; Viridiplantae; Streptophyta; Magnoliopsida; Asterales; Asteraceae
Product: cytochrome P450 Tp4149
Exons: 2
Coding region: 136-1638 (500 amino acids)
Molecular function (GO): monooxygenase activity; iron ion binding; heme binding
Source: RefSeq, a predicted model, not a curated record
AAGUCAAAAAGGAUUUGAAUCAUUUAUAAUAGUUUAAUUUCUUUCCGAAUAAUGCUUUCUUCAACUCAUAUAGUACAGAAGUAUCCAAUUUUUGUAUAAAAUCCCAGGAGGCAACCCAUCUUGUUAGUAAACAUCAUGGAAAUUUUUCCAUCUUUCCAAAGUUUGCUGUUUACUUUGGUUUCAUCACUGACUUUGAUAAUUUGUAUCAAAUGGAUUUCAUAUUAUUCCAAUACAAAGAAAAACUUCCCACCAUCUCCGCGAAGGCUUCCGAUUAUCGGAAGCCUCCACAAGCUAGGCUCGAGCCCUCAUCGCUCCCUUGCGGCCUUGUCCCAAAACCAUGGUCCAGUCAUGCUCCUUCACCUUGGUAGUGUACCCACGAUUGUAGCCUCGUCUUCUGAAGCAGCCCAAGAGAUCAUGAAGACCCAUGACUUAUCAUUCGCUAGUCGACCCAACUCGACUAUCCUAAACAUCUUGUUGUAUGGUUGUAAGGACCUGGCCUUUGCGCCUAAUGGGGAAUAUUGGAGGCAGUUGAAGAGCAUUGUAGCAACCCAACUUCUAAGCAAUGCACAAGUUAAGUCAUUCCAACACGUGAGAAAAGAAGAGGUUGGCGAUAUGAUUGGUAUGCUUGGAGAAGGUUGUGGUUCUUCGAUUGAUCUUACUCCGUUGUUUGAUUCUCUUUCGGAAAAGGUUAUGUGUAGGGUGGCUAUUGGGAGAGCAUAUGAUGGGCUGAAGCUCACAAACCUGUUAAAAAGGUAUCUAACCAUGUUUACUCGUUUGAGUGUUGGGACUUAUAUUCCAUGGUUGUCGUGGGUCGAUCGAGUCAGUGGUUUACUCGAUCAAGCCGAAGAUGCAACUAAAAAACUAGACGAGUUUCUUGAAGAUGUUAUUGAAGAACAUGUGAACAAGAAAAGAGGAGAUGGUGAUAGAAAUGAUGAAGGGAAAGAUUUCAUUGACAUCUUGUUAAAUGCCCAAAAGGAUAAAACAAACGGAUUUAGCUUUCAAAGAGAUACCAUAAAAGCUGUAAUCAUGGAUAUAUUUGGUGGUGGAAUAGAUAACACAUCAACAAAUCUGGAGUGGAUAUUGAGUGAGCUAAUAAAAAACCCAAGAGUAAUGAAAAAGUUGCAAAAUGAAAUAACAGAAAUAGCACAAGGAAGGUCCAUGAUUUCCGAGGAAGAUUUGGAGAAAAUGCCGUAUCUCAAAGCCGUUGUAAAAGAGAACUUGCGAUUGCAUCCUCCGGUUCCACUUCUUCUUCCUCGAAUCGCAACACAGGAUGCCAAACUAAUGGGAUAUGAUGUUCCAUCUGGCACACAAGUUCUGGUCAAUGUUUGGAAAAUUGGAAGAGAUUCAAGGUUAUGGGAGGAACCAGAAGAGUUUAGACCAGAAAGGUUCUUGACAAACGCCAUCAACUAUAAAGGGCAUCAUUUUGAGUGGCUUCCGUUUGGUGCUGGUCGAAGAACAUGCCCUGGUAUUCUAUUUAGUGUAGUUAUUCUCGAGCUUGCAAUAGCAAAUAUUGUGUACAAGUUUGAUCUAGCAUUGCCAAAUGGAGUCAAGUGUGAGGAUUUGGACAUGAGUGAUAAAUAUGGUAUUACGGUCCAUAGGAAGUUCCCAUUGCUAGUUGUUGCUACUCCUAGGGUCUAGUGCUUGCUUUAAUUUCCAUGAUGCUAAAUAAAUGUUUUUUCUUUCAUGCAAUAACUAGAAAUUAAGUGUCA